Messenger RNA from Alligator sinensis (Chinese alligator), 5682 nucleotides. RefSeq names its product cell division cycle 27 (gene CDC27). Gene Ontology annotation, molecular function: protein binding. Bases 89 to 2680 code for a protein of 863 amino acids. Gene Ontology annotation, biological process: cell division. Lineage: Eukaryota; Metazoa; Chordata; Crocodylia; Alligatoridae. The record is from RefSeq and is a predicted model, not a curated record. The transcript is spliced from 19 exons.
UUUCCCCACCUCUUCAGCUCCUGUUUUUGCAAAGAGCAGCCUGCAGCCGCAAGCAGAACAGAAACGAGCACGGGCUCACGCACUGGGCAUGGGUGACUUCCUGUGGGAGAUGACCUCUGCUCCACCGAGUUCACGUCCCCGGGGCGAUGCCCAUGGCGAUGGUGCUCUUGUGAACAGCGCGCUGGCCGCCAUAUGGCAAGCACUUAACCACUAUGCUUAUCGAGAUGCAGUGUUCCUGGCAGAAAGGCUAUAUGCAGAAGUACAUUCAGAAGAGGCGCUGUUUUUAUUGGCAACGUGUUACUAUCGCUCAGGAAAGGCAUAUAAGGCAUACAGGCUUCUGAAGGGACACAGCUGUACCACCCCACAAUGUAAAUAUUUGCUUGCAAAGUGUUGCGUGGACCUCAGCAAGCUUGCAGAAGGAGAACAGAUCUUAUCUGGUGGAGUGCUAAAUAAACAGAAAAGCCACGAAGACAUUGUUACAGAGUUUGGUGAUUCUUCAUGCUUUACUCUCUCACUACUGGGACAUAUAUACUGCAAGACAGACAGGCUUGCCAAAGGAUCAGAAUGUUACCAAAAGAGCCUUAGUUUAAAUCCUUUCCUCUGGUCCCCCUUUGAAUCACUAUGUGAAAUUGGUGAAAAACCAGACCCUGACCAGACAUUUAAAUUAACAUCUUUACAGAACUUCAGCAGCUGCCUGCCCAACACUUGCACAACAUUGGUGUCUAACCACAACAUAUCCCACAGACAGCCUGACACUGUCCUUAUGGAGACGCCACAAGACACAAUUGAAUUAAACAGACUCAACCUGGAAUCCUCCAAUUCAAAAUACUCUUCCUUGAACACAGAUUCCUCUAUGUCUUACAUUGACUCAGCUGUAAUUUCACCAGAUGCCGUCCCUCUUGGAUCAGGAACUGCCAUAUUGUCUAAACAGGCUCAAAAUAAACCAAAAACUGGUCGGAGCUUACUGGGAGGACCAGCAGCUUUGAGCCCCCUGACACCAAGUUUUGGAAUUUUGCCGUUAGAAACUCCAAGUCCCGGAGAUGGAUCAUAUUUACAAAACUACACUAAUUCAUCUUCUGUAAUUGAUGUGCCAUCUACAGGAGCACCUUCGAAAAAGAAAUUCUGUAUUAUGCAGUCUGUCACCAGGAUAAGCCAAAGUGGGACAAAGUCUGUGUUCUCACAGAGUGGAAAUAGCCGAGAAGUCACUCCAAUCCUUGUUGCACAAACGCAAAGUUCUGGCCCACAGACAAGUACAACACCUCAGGUAUUGAGCCCAACUAUUGCUGCUCCACCUAAUGCACUGCCUAGAAGAAGUUCUCGCCUAUUUACUAGUGAUAGUUCUACAACAAAGGAAAACAGUAAAAAAUUAAAAAUGAAGUUCCCACCUAAAAUUCCAAACAGAAAGACAAAAAGUAAAACAAAUAAGGGAGGAAUAACUCAGCCAAACAUAAAUGACAGUCUAGAAAUUACCAAGCUAGACUCUUCUAUCAUUUCGGAAGGGAAAAUUUCCACCGUCACACCACAGAUCCAGGCUUUCACGCUACAGAAAGCAGCGGCAGAAGGUUUGAUGAGCCUUCUUCGUGAUAUGGGGAAAGGUUAUUUAGCCUUGUGUUCAUACAACUGUAAAGAAGCGAUAAAUAUAUUAAGCCAUUUACCUUCUCACCACUACAACACUGGCUGGGUGCUGUGCCAAAUUGGGAGAGCUUACUUUGAGCUUGCGGAGUAUAUGCAGGCCGAAAGGAUAUUCUCAGAAGUAAGGAGGAUUGAAAACUACAGAGUAGAAGGCAUGGAGAUUUAUUCUACAACGCUGUGGCAUCUGCAGAAAGAUGUUGCUCUUUCUGUCCUUUCGAAGGAUUUAACAGACAUGGAUAAAAAUUCACCAGAGGCGUGGUGUGCUGCAGGAAACUGUUUCAGCUUGCAACGAGAACAUGACAUUGCAAUCAAGUUCUUCCAAAGAGCCAUUCAAGUUGAUCCAAACUAUGCUUAUGCCUAUACUCUGCUGGGGCAUGAGUUUGUGUUAACAGAAGAACUAGACAAAGCAUUAGCUUGUUUUAGAAAUGCAAUCAGAGUCAAUCCUAGACACUAUAAUGCAUGGUAUGGGCUAGGAAUGAUUUAUUACAAACAGGAAAAAUUCAGCCUAGCAGAAAUGCAUUUCCAGAAAGCACUUGAUAUCAAUCCUCAGAGCUCAGUCCUACUCUGUCACAUUGGAGUAGUCCAGCAUGCACUGAAAAAAUCUGAAAAGGCUUUGGAUACACUAAAUAAAGCUAUUAACAUUGACCCCAAGAAUCCACUAUGCAAAUUCCAUAGAGCCUCUGUAUUAUUUGCAAAUGAAAAAUAUAAGUCUGCUUUACAAGAACUUGAAGAACUGAAGCAGAUUGUUCCCAAAGAGUCACUUGUUUACUUCUUAAUAGGAAAGGUUUAUAAAAAAUUGGGUCAAACUCACUUGGCCCUGAUGAAUUUCUCAUGGGCAAUGGACUUAGAUCCCAAAGGAGCCAACAACCAGAUCAAAGAGGCUAUCGAUAAACGCUAUCUUCCAGAUGAUGAGGAACCAAUAACUCAAGAAGAGCAGAUCAGUGAAUGCUAUCCAUAUGAGUCAGUUGGCACAGAUGAAUCCCAAGAGAGCAGCAUGACAGAUGCAGAUGAUACACAACUACAUGCAGUUGAAAGUGAUGAAUUUUAACUUCCAAAAGCCAGUAUCUGAGCUUCAGUGUGUGACUGGUACUGUUGUGUUCUCCCCUUCCUUCAUAUACUGGGUCUUCACCUCACUGAGCCAGCAUUGUCAUUAUUCUUCACUGACACCAUGAGUGCACCACUCUGACUUCAACUGUACACAGAAUGAAUGGCAGUGCAAUAUUCAGCUGCUACUGAGUCUGACUAGUUGGCUCUUGUACAUUUAUGGAAAUGACAAUUUGAGGAGGAAAGACUAUUUGGACUCCCCUUUACUGGAAAACUAUCAUGGAGGAAAGACAUGUGUUUUGCUGUAAGGGAGCCAGUAGAUGUGGGGAUAGUACUAAUGAAGCAGUUUCUUGUUCUUUCUCCAGAAAUGUGUCUUAGUUUGGUUCUUUCUUGGUAAGCGGAGUGCUGAACUUCAUUUCCAAGUUCUUCAAGGACAGUGUUGAAAAGCGCAGGAUGGGACAUGUUAAAGACUUUUGCAUAUUGCAGUGUAACUUAAACACCAGGGAAUUUAAAUGACCUUAGAGUCAUCGUGUCUCCAGUGAACAAAAGUAACACACGUGCUCAGGACUUGGAGUAUGUCAGAAUAUAUAAAAUACCCAGUGUUCCUAGGGAAAGCAUAAAAUUGCUUUUAGCCAAUGGGCCAUGCUGCAGAAUUGCAAAUUUCAAAGAACGCUUUUCUGUUCUAACCAAGAGUUAAUUUAUUCAUCUACUUUCCAAAAUGUCAACUGUUGUCUACUUUAGAACUUGAGAGAAACAAGUCAGUAACAUGUUUCCGCCUCUUCACAUGCCCCUUGAUUCUGUCCUAACACUCAACAAAUAACAGUUCAACUUUAAGAGCAAAAUCAAGAGAGACCUGUAGAUAGAAUUGUAAUGUAGAAAGGAUAAACUAAUAAAUUACAGUGACUACUUUGUUGCUAAGUAGGUAAAGAAGCCAGAAAGACAGCGGAAGCCUUAAUACAAUCAGAACCUUACAGUAAGAUGUAUCAAAUAUUUGUCCAAGACAGUAUCCUUUUAAAACUAUUUUGUAAAAGUGUUGUUUGAGCAGAAUGCAAAAUGUGCAAUUAUCCUUUUUCUUUUUUAAGCCAUUCCUUAAGAUUCUUGGAGUACACUUUUCGCUCUAACUAUGUUAGUAGGAAUUUAACCCCCCAGAGGCUAUUUCUGUGAGAAGAAAGCUACACUGUGGUAAGGACUCUAAAGUGAUCUUUUUCUGUAGCAUUCUACAACAAAGAUUGGUGCCCUUUAUGCAGUGAUCAUAAAGAAAGUGUAUGAUACAAUGUAGCAGUUUUAAAGAGCAAAUUUAUGCACAAUAAAUUGGGAAUUAUUUGAAUUUCACAGCAGCAUACUUGUUGUGAUCAGUCUUAAAAUGUGUUCCUUAACUUUUUUUUUCUUUUUUUAAAAUGUAUAUUACUAGAGAGCCUUUAGUUACCAAUAGUAGAUCUUUAAUUUUUUUAAAUUUUUUUAAUGUCCUUGUCCUAGAGUGGUACAAAAUGUCCUAUCACACCUAUUGUUUGGUUGUGAGAUGUAUGGACACUAUUUUGUUUAUCAGAAAGAGAAAAUUUACAGACCCUGUACAAUAAAUAUCAUUCUCUAUGACUGAGUGGACAUGCAUUGAAAAAAAUAAACUAAACUCCCCUAAUGGUAAAGAAAAACGUGAGCUAUAAUAACGAAUGAAACUGUCAUGCUUCUGUCAUGCACUUCAAAUAUCUGUGUCUGGAAGUAGACAAAAUCCCCUUAUAAAUCAUGUAGGGGUUUCGGCUGAGUAAGGUAUACUACAUGCAAGACUUGUUUUAGUGAUGGAAAAGUAUUUCAGAAGGACUCUUCUCUUGUCUGAUGAUCCCUCCUUUAAGAAGACACCAGUGUAGAAAAUCCCCAAGGGCUAAUCUGCAUCUAUAGUAAAGUAUAUUCACAUGCUGUUCCUACAUAGCAUUCAUUAAGGUGCCUCUAUAGUUACCUUGUCUUCUCUCUUAGUCUUAAAGCAGCUCUGCUCCUUAAGGCUGGGAUCCACACUUACUUCGUAACUCAUCCUUGUGAAAACUAAGCAUCCAUUUGUCUGGAGGUGCAGUCUGUGCGCAAAAUAGCUACAGUGUGUAAUUGGUCACUUUUUUGGAUACUCUCAGAAGUUUACAUUUGCUAAACAAAAAGCAGAAAUCCUUUCCAAAGCCUAUCUACUGAUGAGCUGGAAAAUUCUGGUUGAAGCCAUUUAAAUCUGGUUGUUUUGAUUAACAGGACAUGGACAGUGUUUGAAACCCCAAACUUAAUUUGAUAAGCUUCCUUGUUUUGAAAAAAACAUAUGCUACUUGGAGAUUUUCCCUUAAACAAUGCCGUUUGCUUAACUGCAAGCUACAGAUGGGGAGGAGAAAGCAGAGGGAACACUUUGAAUUGAAUUUGGGGGAAGGGGUGUUUUUGUUUUUGUUCUUACAAUUUUGUUUCUUUAAAAAUUGCGUGAACUGUUGUACUAGAGUUCACUUUGUAAAAUACCCUGCAAAGGGCUCUUAACUCUGAGACAGGAUUUUAAAAGGAUGCUAUUUCUAAUUUGAACAUUAGUACUUAAAAUAUUAAAUUGUCCCCUUCUUUAUUUGUACUUCAUCACUUGAAAAAAAUAAAUUUAAGAUUUGCAAGUAACAUUUAAACCAUGCUGCUAUCAUCUAAACAUAUGUGAAAAAAUCAGUAUUUAAUCCAUAAAAAUAUGCUCUCUUGGAGGGGAGAGUAAGCAUGACGCACUCUGACAGCCAGAUUAGAGCAAACGUGUUCACUAAAAAAAUAGGGAAGUGUCUUUUUUUCUUAAUAUAAAAACAUGAAAAAGCAAAGCGUGGGUGUGGUGUGUACUAUUUUGCAUUGAAACAAUGUAAUUUUUGUCUUUUCCUUUUUUGCUUUUCCUGACUUUUUAUUUCAGAAAUUGUACAGUCUUAGAAAAAAGUCUUUUCUGUUAAUAUAUUUGCGAUUCAUUAAAGGAUGUGGAAAAUCCAAAUAAACUACUUUUAAAAGCAGUUUUAUAAGCAGGGGUGU